Messenger RNA from Cladophialophora psammophila CBS 110553, 336 nucleotides. RefSeq lists its product as uncharacterized. The transcript is spliced from 2 exons. Lineage: Eukaryota; Fungi; Ascomycota; Eurotiomycetes; Chaetothyriales; Herpotrichiellaceae. The coding region runs from base 1 to 336 and encodes 111 amino acids. The record is from RefSeq and is a predicted model, not a curated record.
AUGUACCGCGUGGUGGCUCAGUGGGUGGCACAGGGUCAGGUGUCAGGAAAGGUAGAUGUCGACACGACGCAUCUGGCAAAGAAACCAAUCGUCUUGAUUGUCAUUGCCCCAACCGACGAACAAAUCCACCCUCAGGUGUUUGACCCAGUUCCAGUCUUUUUGGUCGAGCGUUUUGAAGAAAUUGUCGAGGCAGAGAUUAUUGCACAGCACGAAGAGUCUCUUCUCUCCUGCUCGCUUCGCAAGUGGCUGGACUUCAUCGCAGAUUUGACGGCUGACUCGAAGGAUGCGGUUGUCACAGUGCUGAUACGUGGAGGUGUUGUGGCAGCAGGCGUCUAG